AUGCAAAUUUCCCAAGCCAUGCUCAUUUAUUUGGUGCUUCAGAAAUCGGAUGAACAAACCAAUAAAAAGUGGAAAGAAUCUUUGGAUUUUAAGACGCUGCCGACGUGGGGCGACUGUGUGAAGGUGCUGGAAAGGCAUUGCCAAUAUUUGGAGUCGAUGGAAGCUAGCCACACAGGAUCAGCAGUUAUUCCAGGUAACAGCAAAGCUGCAUUAAGUAAGGUAAGGAAUCAGCCAAAGGGAUAUUCAUUUACCUGCUCCAAUACGCCGUGCUCUGUUUGCUCAAGCACAAACCAUAAAAUUUCUAAUUGCGAUCGUUUUAAGUCUUACAACAUCACCCAGCGAUUCGACCAAGCGAAGAAAAUGGGACUUUGCAUCAAUUGCCUGUCUAAAGGACAUCAAAUGGCUCAAUGCCCAUCAACCCACAGAUGUAAGGUUUGCUCAAAGCAGCACCACAGCUUACUCCACCGCGGGUCCACAUCAGCCCAACAGACAACAAAUCCUCCACCAUCACGCGAAGCCGCAGUGCACACACACAUGCACAAUUCGUCGUCUGACAAUGUUAUUCUAGCAACUGCCAUGAUUUUAGUUCGUGAUUCGUCAGGUGAUUACAGACUAGGCAAAGCCCUGCUAGAUUCCUGUUCUCAGGUGAAUUUUAUUACUGAGGAAUUCGCACAAAGACUGUCGUUACCGAAAGGUAAACAAAACAUUGAAAUCCAAGGCAUCGCCAAUGACUCGUUGGAUGCCAAGCUGGAGAAGCUAUGGAGAAUUGAGGAAGUAGCUGUCAAUGCCGAGCCUUGGACUCGCGAACAAACAACUUGCGAGCAGAUGUACAGAACCACUGUUUCAAGGAAUCCAGCUGGAAGAAUAGUAGUGAAAUUGCCAUUCAAGGAUGAUCCCUCCUGCUUAGGUGACUCGUACACCACCGCACUGAGACGAUUCAACGCACAAGAGCGUCGUUUAGCAAAAUUACCACACUUGAGAAAACAGUACGUGGAUUUCAUGGAUGAAUACGAGCGUUUGGGACACAUGAGCAUCAUGGAGAAUCCGAAUUUGGGUGAACCGCAUUAUUACAUCCCACACCACUGUGUGCUAAAGCCCACCAGCACAACAACAAAACUUCGUGUCGUUUUUGAUGCUUCUUGCCGGACUACAACACAAAUAUCUCUCAACGAAAUCCAAAUGGUUGGCCCUACAAUUCAGAAUUCACAAGUGGUCUUACAUUGGCUGAAGAUGCACUCAAUAACGCUUUCGGCGUUCGUUGGAAAUCGGGUUUCGGAAAUACAGGACUUAACUACGGGAGCCCAUUGGAGGUAUGUGCCAACACACAGUAAUCCUGCAGACAUAGUUUCCAGAGGAUGUACGGUGGCAGAACUCGCCAGCUCAAUUUGGUACACUGGACCUACAUUUUUAUACAAACCCAUGGAGGUUUGGCCUAAAAACGAAAACAAAGGCGUUGAUAUGGAAACCGUAGAAGCCGAGAGACGAAAGUCAGCAUUCACCACAACUAUAAAAACCAACCACAUUCUUGAAGUCGUCAAUAAAAAGAGCUCGUACACUAGCAGCAUUCGAUUAAUCGGCUGGAUGUUUCGAUUCGCUAAUAAUCUACGACCUGUUGUUAAGUCCAAUGAGUCAGGCCCUCUUUCCUCACAAGAAUUGCAUCAUGCCCUGCUUUGCAUAAUUUGGAAUAUACAACAAGAACAUUUCGCUAAUGAUAUUCAUCUUUUGCAGAAAAAUCUUACCACAAAUGGACAGUUGCGUUAUUUGAACCCUUUUCUUGAGUCGGUCAGAGGAUUUCAAUUACUGAGGGUUGGUGGGCGUUUAAAGCAGGCGGACAUACCAGAAGAGAGGAAACACCCACUACUAUUGCCAAGCAAAUGCGAAUUCAUCAUCAACUAUGUGCGACAUCUUCACCACAGUCAUUAUCAUGCUGGACGAAAGGCCCUCGUAGCUUUGAUAAGGCUCAAAUUCUGGAUUAUCAACGCGCGUGAAGUGGCAAGGCGAGUGGUCAGAUCCUGCAUACAUUGUGUACGCUACAAGCCAAAACUGAUGGAGCAAGUCAUGGGACAUCUACCAGUUGAGCGAUUGACUCCGUCACGCCCGUUCGCCCGCUGCGGCAUUGAUUUUUGUGGACCUGUUGACGUUUACCUGCGAAUUAGAGGCAAGAUACCCUACAAGGCCUACAUCGCAAUUUUCGUUUGUUUAGCUACCAAGGCAGUGCAUAUAGAAAUCGUUUCGAAUCUUUCUACAGAAGCAGCACCUCAUUUUGGCGGGAUCUGGGAAGCGGCCGUGAAAUCAGCAAAGGGCCAUCUUAAUCGCAGCAUGGCAAACUCACGGCUUACUUACGAGGAACUCACAACAGCCUUGGUAGAAAUCGAAGCGGUAAUGAACUCGCGGCCAAUAACACCAUUGUCUUCCGAUCCGAACGACUACGAAGCAUUGACUCCAGGUCACUUCAUCAUUGGCGACGCACUAAAAGCACUUCCGGAGCGAAACGUGUCAUCCAACAUAAGCCAUGCGCAACAGUGGGCACAAAUAGCUACAAUCAAACAAAACUUUUGGAAGCAAUGGUCACAUGAAUACAUCAACGAGCUACAAGUACGCUCAAAAUGGUUUGCAGAUCGGCCAAACAUCGAAAACAACACAAUGGUCAUCAUACAUGAAGACAACUUACCACCGCAGAAAUGGCUUAUGGGAAGAAUUGUAAAUUGCAUACCAGGAAAGGAUUCGAAAAUUCGUGUGGUUGAUGUUCGCACAUCGAAGGGAAUCAUUCGGCGCCCCAUCCACAAGCUAGCAGUUUUGCCAGUUUGA
Rhagoletis pomonella (apple maggot) is the source of this 2808-nucleotide messenger RNA. RefSeq lists its product as uncharacterized. The transcript is spliced from 4 exons. Gene Ontology annotation, molecular function: nucleic acid binding; zinc ion binding. The record is from RefSeq and is a predicted model, not a curated record. The coding region runs from base 1 to 2808 and encodes 935 amino acids. Lineage: Eukaryota; Metazoa; Arthropoda; Insecta; Diptera; Tephritidae.